Messenger RNA from Lotus japonicus, 801 nucleotides. RefSeq lists its product as uncharacterized. Bases 420 to 794 code for a protein of 124 amino acids. The record is from RefSeq and is a predicted model, not a curated record. Lineage: Eukaryota; Viridiplantae; Streptophyta; Magnoliopsida; Fabales; Fabaceae. The transcript has a single exon.
AUCAAUAUGGAGGAGGAGUCAACCAUUCCUCCAACUCGGUGAGACGUGACAAGCUGAAAGUAGAGUUUUGUUUGACCUUUAAAUUUCUAAUUAAUUUUGUGGAAUCAUUCUUCAGUCUUGGUCUAAACUAAACCGAACCCAUAAUGCACGCACGAUGGCUAAUUCCAAACCCCACAAUUUGGUGCUAUCCUCAAGUCAUGCUCCACUUUAACCCUCAUUGGUCCAUCAUAUAUACCAUUUUCUCCUCACCAAAAUCACCAACACACUCAAAACCCAAAAAGUAGUUGGGAUUAGGUACUUCUGCACCUAUUUCACUUCAUCUCUCCCCUGUUUAUAUAUUAAGUACAGGUUUGAGAGGUUCCCACCCAAAACACCAACCACGAUUUCAUCUACCCUCUACCAUCUCAGAGCUUCCCAAAAUGUCUCAUUGGCUCUCUGAAUUAUUCCAUUGGCGCCUCACAACCCCAUGGCCAAUACUAGCCUACGCUGCCACCUGGAUGACGCUACUAACCGUGACAGUGGCAGUAGCUUCAAUCUCGCCGCAGGUGGCGUUUGUCACCGGCGUAUCCCCUUCCUCCUCGUUCUCCCAGAAGUGCAGGGCUGAUGGGUCCAUCAGAAUACCCUUGGACUUACCGGGAGAGAUCCUCUGCUUCCCUGCUUCCAUGUUCAUGAAGUCCAAGAUUGAUCUUAUCCUUCCACCAGUAUUUGCAGCGGUGAUUGUAGCAGCUUCUGCUUGCGUGGUGAGGGCUGUGGGCUUGCGGGAGCACGAUCAAACUCAUCCAGAUGAUCAAUAACUGACAA